AUGGAGGAACGAAUUUAUAAGCGUCAAGUGACAAAGGAGUCCACCUCGAUGAGAGUGGUAGAUGAAGCUCAAAUUCAACGUCACUACGACGGUCACGAUCUUGAAGAGCUUUAUAUGUUCGAUGCCAAAGAAUUGGAUCCGAAUGACGCUGACAGUCGGCCAACUUUUGCUCCACCGAAAGAUCGCCUUUUGGCUGAGAUUUUGCUGUCGAAGAAAGAUGCUGUUGUUGAUUACUUCCAACACGAUACGCUUUUUGCCCAUGUUGAAGAGGAGAAGCUUUCGGAAGAAGAUUUGAGAGAGGCAUGGAACGACUAUGAGCGUGAUAAGAACAUGAGCACGUUUGGUCGAUCAGCUACAGCUGCAAUGAUCGGAGUUCCUGGAGGUGGUCUGGCAGCUAAUCAACUGGGAUUACUACAACAAGCACGGGAACAAAUGGCUCGAACUCAGGCUGUUCAAUCAUUAAAUCGUGAUGUGGUAUACAUGAAUUGCUUCCAAAUUCCUUUGAUGGACAAUGAUACGGCUAUGAAGGUUACAUAUCUGAAAAAAGCACUUGAGGAUCUGUUGCCGCAGAUUCCACACGAAAUGCGAGGUGGUAUAUCCGAGUUCAAUUCGUAUUUUAUCAACUUUAUAACUCAAGCGGUGGAGGGUCAUCACAAUCCUGCGUGGAUGCUGAAUAGAGCGGUAUCGACGUUUCGAACAGUGGUCAAACUGGUGAAAGACCAGCCGAGCUGCAAACAGACUCUGCGCCAUUUGUACUCGGUGACAAGUCAGUUCUUUGAUCCGAUGGAAGCGCCACCGUAA
Molecule: messenger RNA, 801 nt
Organism: Ostertagia ostertagi
Lineage: Eukaryota; Metazoa; Nematoda; Chromadorea; Rhabditida; Trichostrongylidae
Source: the annotation of a GenBank genome assembly